Molecule: messenger RNA, 6500 nt
Organism: Hemibagrus wyckioides
Lineage: Eukaryota; Metazoa; Chordata; Actinopteri; Siluriformes; Bagridae
Gene: araf
Product: A-Raf proto-oncogene, serine/threonine kinase
Exons: 16
Coding region: 162-1952 (596 amino acids)
Biological process (GO): signal transduction; protein phosphorylation
Cellular component (GO): mitochondrion; cytosol
Molecular function (GO): ATP binding; protein kinase activity
Source: RefSeq, a predicted model, not a curated record
UCUGUCGCUGAUCCGACUUCAGAUUGAGAGAAUUCAAGAUGGCCGCCGCCUCAGGCUCCAGGUGAGCGCCACUCUGAUCCACUCUCUCUCUCUCUCUCUCUCUCUUUCUCUCUGUUGUGGCUGCCUGAAACCCAGUGCUGCAUCUUCCCCGUGGAGACGCCAUGUCCUCCACGUCGUCCUGCUCCUCGUCGGGGGAGACGAGCCCGGAGGACAUUCCCCGGGGAGGAGGAACCAUUCGUGUCUACCUCCCCAACAAACAGCGCACAGUGGUGAACGUGCGUCCAGGCCAGACGGUGUACGACAGUCUGGACAAAGCGCUCAAGGUGCGAGGCCUCACUCAGGACUGUUGUGCUGUUUACCGCCUCCUCGAAGGUCGUAAAAGGCUUACAGAAUGGAACACUGACAUCACACCCCUCGUCGGAGAGGAGCUUCUGGUGGAGGUUUUGGACGACGUCCCCCUCACCAUGCACAACUUCGUUCGUAAAACCUUCUUUAAGUUAGCGUACUGUGACUUCUGCCACAAGUUCCUGUUUAACGGCUUCCGGUGUCAGACCUGCGGCUACAAGUUCCACCAGCACUGCAGCAGCAAAGUGCCCACAGUCUGCGUGGACAUGGACACCAUGAAACGGUGUGCAGGUGAAGUUGGUGAAAUUGUGUCCGUUCCUAUCCCUACUGACAUCCCCUUAACACCUGAGCCUGCUGGUUCAAUGCUGCUCUCGCCAGCCUCUGCGUUCCACUUCCCCAUGACGGGAGGGGAGGGUCAGUCUCUGCAGAGGCUUCGCUCCACCUCAACCCCUAAUGUACACAUGGUCAGCACGCUGGGGCCCGGAGCGGCCAACGUCAUCGAGGAGGCAUUAAAAUCCAACAGCCCAAUGGGGCCAGAAUUCUCUCCCAAACCCUCGACCAGUCCACCUCACCUGGGCUCUCCGGGUCGGAAACCACCCAAAUCGCCCCCGGAGCGCAAACCAGCCCCACUCAUCCUCGACGGAAAAAAGGAAAGGAAUCAGCGUUACAGAGACUCAAGCUACUACUGGGAAGUGCCCUCACACCAAGUGACCAGGCAGAAGCGCAUAGGUGCCGGCUCCUUUGGCACCGUCUUCAAGGGCAAGUGGCACGGAGAUGUGGCCAUCAAGAUCCUGAAAGUGACAGAGCCGACGCCGGAGCAGCUGCAGGCUUUCAGGAACGAAAUGCAGGUCCUGCGGAAGACGCGCCACGUCAACAUCCUGCUGUUCAUGGGUUUCAUGACGAAGCCAAACUUCGCCAUCAUCACACAGUGGUGCGAAGGCAGCAGCCUUUACCGUCACCUGCACGUCACCGAGACCAAAUUCGACACCAUGAGGCGCAUCGAUGUGGCGCGCCAAACGGCACAGGGCAUGGACUACCUUCACGCCAAGAAUAUCAUCCAUCGGGACCUGAAAUCUAACAAUAUCUUCCUGCACGAGGGUUGGACGGUGAAGAUCGGUGACUUCGGCUUGGCCACGGUGAAGUCUCGCUGGAGCGGCUCGCAGCAGGUGGAACAGCCCAGCGGAUCCAUACUGUGGAUGGCUCCGGAGGUGAUCCGCAUGCAGGACCCAAACCCUUACACCUUCCAGUCGGAUGUGUACGGCUACGGCGUGGUGCUGUUCGAGCUUAUGUCCGGCACGCUGCCUUACUCCAAUAUCAGCAACCGCGACCAGAUCAUUUUCAUGGUGGGUCGAGGCUACCUGUCACCAGACCUCAGCAAGCUGUACAGUAACUGCCCCAAAUCCAUGAAACGUCUCAUCAUCGACUGUCUGAAAUUCAAACCGGACGAAAGGCCGCUCUUUCCUCAGAUCCUGGUGUCCAUCGAGCAGGUGCAGGAUCUCUUACCCAAGAUCGAGCGCAGUGCCUCGGAGCCAUCGCUGCACCGUGCCGUUCACGCUGAGGACCUGAACCCGCUGCUGCUGCACACCACACGCUUCCUGCCUCUGUGAAACCAGACGAUUCUGCACAAGAUUCUGUCCUCCGCACUCACUACACACACACACACAUUCCUGCUGUGCAUUCCUCAGUAACACAUCAGCAAAACUUUUCAGUCAUUCCACUCACUGUUUGAACAAGAGGUCCUCUAAUAGAAUUUAUUCAUAUUUUAUUCUUCCCUUUGCAACCCAAGAGCAUUUUUUUCAGCUGAAAUCCGUUACAAUCUCGAGUGUGAUUGUGGCCGCGUUCGCUUUACACCUACAGAUGUAGAUGAAUGUAAAGCGUUUCUGAGUUCUAGGGAUACGUUUGGUUUUUUUUUUUUUUCCGUUAUGGGGCUUUUGAUCACAUUACUAAUGAAACUCAUUUCAAUCAUGAUUUAUCGAUGCACGAUUGUGAACAUCUGAACCUGCCUUUAGUAACACCAGUCGGUUUGCACUUUAAUGUUAGAAAUCCAUACAUGACGAGCGAACACUAAACGUUUCCUAAAGCACCUGUACCUUUCUGUCACAUCAUAAAACAAAAAAACAUAUUCGCUCCCUUUCCUAAAGCUAAGACUUGAUCAAUGCGGCUUUGUGACCAUAAUAGGUUACGCAGUUUAUCUCGGUAAUCACCAUGUACUAUUUUGUUACCAUGGUAACAGCAUUUUAUCCCUGCGCAAAACAAGUAGAGCAUUGUGGGAUAACCGCGCCUAGGUGCUAGGGGUUCGAUGUAGCCGAGAGUUUUUUUCACCAUAAAUACACAGCAAAUUCCUUUCAGGAUGCACACAUCAUGUAACUAGCUUUGUACAGGUUUAUGGCUUAAGCUGCCAUGGCAACCAAUUGUUUUUAGUUAACUAAAGAUAUAAAAUGACCUGAAGUUAAGAACGGAUGUCGCUUUUCAUUGUUCGGUUCUUUGCCUGCUGUCUAUCAAACAAGGGGCAGGUUAGUAAACAGGAAGUAGUUACAUGUUGAAGUGCGCUUAUUUAAACGGUUGUAUAUAUCGACAAUAUAAAAGCGAGCCCUUUGUGAACAUAUACUAGCAACCACCAUAGAAUCACGCAAGAAAGCGUGCCAUAGCAACCUCUUAGCAACACCUGGAAUGCCAUGAUAAGAUGUACUAUCCAUUAGCAUUUUCUUCAGGAAAUGCACCUCGCUAGUGAACAUGUAGCUGUUAACAGGAAACUGAGAGAUGAAAAUCUUUACGACCGACACGGUAUUAAAGAGUCAUCACACGUGCGUCCAGCUUCUUAUUUUCUCGUGAACAGCCUGUACAGUGCGUUUUGCACAGGCUUGGCAGAAGAGCCGAGUAGAUUUCGGUUCAAUCUGGACUGUGAAGCGGCACAGCGUGGUGGCUCAGGAGCACAGAUGGCUGUAGUGAGUAAUCAUGUCGAGGCUGUGCACAGAUGGGAGAAGAACUAGACAUUUGUUAGCGAUUUUCUGCGUCUGUAGUCAGCUCCAGAAUUAUUGGCACCUUUUGGUUAAUUAGCUUAAUCUCAAACUGAAAAAAAUGUAAAGUAAUUUAAACUAGGUUUAUUUGUACAUUCUUCAUCCUGGUCAUUUUAGCAUUUAGCUGUUUUGGGUGGUGGGAAAAAAACCUGAGAACCCAGAAAACCUGAGCUCAGGGUUGAACAAGCAAAUUCUAACCUUUUGAUUUGAAGUCAUCCAUGACUUCCUGUUUCACUGAGGUAUAAAUACAAGGUGACACAGAAGCCAUAUUGCUGUCAUGCCAAUAAUACUGGAGCUGUUUCUACAAAAGCGUGGACUUUCAUACCUUAAUUUCAUGUUGAAAUUGCAGGCUAUUUUAUUUUUGUGAUGUUUUAAUAUAUGCUCAUAUGUAGCUUGUCUUUUUUUUUUUUUUUUUAUUAAUAUACAUUAACGUCAGUCAAAAUCAGUAGUAGGCAGCGUUUAGGGAAGGUGGUUUGCUUAAUUAAUUUUGCUGUUUAAUUAGUACUCGAUGUAUUGUACAUACAAGGUUUGUUGGAAAAAAUGCAAGUAGUGUGGUUUUUUUGUAGUGAAAGUGUGAAUUUUGCCAGUAACUGGUAACGACUCCGACGUCAUGCAAAUUCGUAGAAACUGUAACUGUCUGCAAGAAGAGUUUUGUACAUGCCUUGAAAGCAACCAUUUACAUAAUUGUUUAUGCAAGUUGUGCCGUCGUGUUAGAAUAGAACUGUUCAGACAUACUGUACACAUGCUGCACUUGCAGCUCUUUAUUCAGCCACAAGGGGGCAGCGUAAAACACGAGCACUCAACAACUUGCCUAUCUCUUUUUUUUUAUUGGGCUGGUUACCCCUGAACCUCUACAGUUAGCAUUUUCUGCAUCACAUUCACAGAAACAGGAAGUCAAGUUUAGCCAGCGUUCUCAGCAGGACCUCAGCCAUUGCUGUCUGUCUGGAUUUCUUCAGAGAUUUACACAUUUCAAGCACUAUAGAGUCAUAUCAGGUUGCUAAAUAGCCAGCGGGUUCACUAGACGUGCUGAUUAGCAGGCUUGUUAGCAAGCACAGUUACAUAAUUCUAGGGGCGUUGGCAGAGUUACUACAAAUUGACUGUUUUCUAACAUUUAUUCCGCUUUUAGCACAGUUUCAGCAGUCGUAUAUUUAUUUAAGAAGGGGCAUGUGGAUGCCUGCGAAUGAGCUGUUACUACAGAAUCAAGAAUGUAUUAGAACAAGCACAUUCAUUGUAAAUCUGUGAUUUGUCUCACACCCGGAUAUAGAGGUGGUGAUAUAGAGAAUUAUUCCACCACUUUGACUAAUCAGACUCAAGAAUUCAGCAGGUGGAGUUACAUAUCAAAUGUUUUUUUUCCUGCUCCUGAAGUUUGCACUGAUGUUCACUCGAUCGCUCAAAACUCCAAGGCACCAUCAGUGCAACUCAGUUUCAGGUUCAAAACGAAUGUAAAGAUGGUGUUUGGGAAGAGGAAAUCAACAAGCAGUACUGAAACACGGCCUUUGUGUGGACAUUUUGCCAAAAUAUGAGCGGCUUUCUACCGCUCACCACUGAUAAAGAUCAGUUACAAAAGCCGUACAUUGAAUGCGGAGUGUGUAUUCACGCGUUCUUGGCAUAGAAUGAAGAUUACUAGGUACAUUCGGCAGAUUAAAAACGUGCUCGAUAGCUGAUAAACGCAUGUUGCAAAUCGACUGGUGAACAUUUUCUAAUUAACACGUCUUAUAUCUUCAUCACAAGCUUUCCGAAACCGUUACCGAAUCUCCUUCUCAUGGGGUUCACUCACACACCGUUGUUGCAAUAGUUCAUUACAUGUGUAAGAUACAUUUGUAGAAAUAUUCAAACCCGAGGUGUUUGUAAGAUUUUAUUUGGGAGAUUUUUCGUGCAAGAGCGGGCUCCAUCAAAAUGAAGUGCGAGUUCACCACAGAGAACUGCUCUGGUUUCGUUAGUUAUCAGAAACUAAUAAGCAGUUGUGCUUGACACAGACAAAUCAGUGAAUAUCCUGUUCACAUGACUUAAGUCAAGCAUAAUGAUUAAAAGAGUCAUGGAAGAGUUAUUUGCAAUUUGACAAAAUAGAUCAGUUUCUGAUAACUGAUGAAAGAGCACUGGACUGUUCGACUCAAUGUUAAAUGGAAGAUGAUUUUCAUGCUCAUAUCUAUUAUUGUUAGUAAUGUUCAAUAUUAUUAUUAUUACUUUUAAAAUAAUUUAAUAAUCACUUCAGCGCUCCAUUCUUCGUACAUGGAUUAUCAAGUUAGCCAGGUUGGAUAGUGUGUCUCUGUAUAUGACCAAACAUAUCAUGGAAUUAUUCAAGCAAGGUCAAUGCUAUCGAUUCAACCCCCAAGCACAAUAAUUGUCGGACUAAAGCAAACCCGAAAACUCUGGCGCAACUUUAUCAAUUUGAGAACUCGAAAUCUAAAAUAAUGCAUUUUGAUUUCAUAUCCUUAUCAAUUAUAAUCCACAUUGUGGCCAAGAAAAACUUUAUUGUCUUCUCUAGAGGUCCAGACUGGGCAUUUUUGGCAAUCGCUGACUCACUGAUCAUGGAACAACUCAACCCAGCUUUUACUAAUCAAGUUCUCAAGCAUGUGUGAAGAAUUCCAACGAAUAUUAAAUCUGACAUUUGAGUUUGUUAAGCAGCGUAUGAAGAAUGGAGACAUUUGCUUUAGCCGACCAAAAAACACAGAGAAACAGUCAAAACUAAACAGCUUUUGCACACUGAAAAAUAAAUCACAAGACAGUCUAGUUUUUAUCUUAAUGACGUCUGUUAUCACGACGUCGGUCACUGGGUGUGGCUUUAUCUGUAGUAGAUUUGUAAUUUUUUUUUUAUUUUUCUUUUAAUUGAAAGGCUCCAAUCUAUUUAACAGCUGGCCAUCUGAAGCACACUGUUUAAAAAUGCAAUACAGUUACAAAAACUUUGCAAAAGUCUUCAAACUCCAGUUUAAGGCAUCUGCUGUCAGGAAUCGCGGAGGGAAAAACGGGUCAAACUCUAAACUCAAUCCAGUUGUUUUUCUUCGCAAGGCAGAACACAACGAUCAACUUUUGUUCAAAGUUUUUUGCAUAUUUUAGGUGAAUUGCAAUAAAUUUUUUUUGUGUGUAUAGUUGGAGGUAUAAGGGGGUGUUUAAAGUUUGCAAUAAAUGUACUCUGCUGUG